Messenger RNA from Zootoca vivipara (common lizard), 8564 nucleotides. It is a transcript of the gene AGRN, whose product is annotated as agrin. Gene Ontology annotation, biological process: receptor clustering; neuromuscular junction development. Gene Ontology annotation, molecular function: laminin binding; calcium ion binding. NCBI's taxonomy places the organism in Eukaryota, Metazoa, Chordata, Lepidosauria, Squamata, Lacertidae. The record is from RefSeq and is a predicted model, not a curated record.
CGCUUUUGCAAAGAAGACAGAAGCAGAGCAGCAGGCAGGGAGCCAGCCAGGAGCGAAGCUAGGCUUUCUCUUCUUCUUCUCCUUCUCCCCCCACCCUCUUUUCCUUUUCGCAAACCCUUCCCUCCGCUUCCCCCUCCCCUUUUUCCUUAUCAGCAAUUCAGAUCGCAUGCAAAUUCCCUCCCACCCCCCCCACCCCCUUUGCCUUUUCUCACACUGGAGAGAGAGGGAGAGAGAGAAGCAGGGGCAGCAAAACCAGAAGAAGCAAAUCUCUCUUUCUCUCUCUCUCACUCUGCCUCACCAGAGCUAGAAAUCCAUCCCUUUCUCCCCUCUUUCUUUUAGCUUUCUCCUCCCCCCACCAGCUUUCCUUUUAACCCCCCUUUGCAAUAAAAGUAACCUUCCUUUCCUCCCUCUGCAGAAUCCCAUUUUGGGGGUGCAACUGUGCAGUUUGUAAGGGCUUGAUCCUUUCGCCCUCUCUCUCCAGCAAAGCUGCUUCCCCCUUUUCUCCUCUCUCUCCCGUUUUUUUUGCAAGCCUCCUCUACCCACCCACCCAUCCCGCGCCCGGAUUGCUUUUGUGCCGCGAUGGGGUGGGAAAAGCGAGCCGCCGGGUCCCCCUUCGCUGGCGCUCGCCUCCUGCGCCUCCUCUUGCCGCCGCUGCUGCUGGCAUCGUGGCUGGGCAGUUGCAAUGGAAGUUGUCCCGAGAGGGAACUGGAGAGGAGGGAAGAAGAAGCCAACGUUGUCCUCACAGGGACGGUGGAGGAAAUCGUGAACGUGGAUCCGGUUCAUCAGACCUACUCUUGCAAGGUGAGGGUCUGGCGGUAUCUGAAAGGCAAAGAGGUUGUGACUCAUGAGAUCCUCCUGGAAGGUGGAAACAAAGUCAUGAUUGGGGGAUUUGGGGAUCCCUUGAUCUGCGACAACCAAGUGUCUACAGGAGACACCCGGAUUUUCUUCGUCAACCCUGCCCCACACUAUAUGUGGCCUGCUCACAAGAACGAACUGAUGCUCAACUCCAGCCUCAUGAGGAUUACACUGCGCAAUUUGGAAGAGGUGGAGCACUGUGUGGAAGACAAACCAGGGUACUAUUUUCCACAGCCGCUGCCGACGCCACAGGAUGUGUGCCGAGGUGUGCUGUGUGGGUUUGGUGCCGUGUGCGAGAGGAGUGCAACGGGCCCCUCCCAGGGACUAUGUGUGUGCAAGAAGACCACGUGCCCCUCAGUGGUGGCCCCUGUCUGUGGCUCGGAUUAUUCUACCUACAGCAACGAAUGCGAGCUGGAGAAGGCUCAGUGCAACCAACAGCGCCGGAUCAAAGUCAUCAGCAAAGGGGCAUGUGGUUCAAAGGACCCCUGCGCAGAGGUGACCUGCAGCUUUGGAAGCACCUGUGCCCGCUCCACGGAUGGGCUGUCGGCCAAGUGCAUCUGCCCGUCCUCAUGCAGCGGCGUGCCUGAGAAUGUGGUAUGUGGCAGCGAUGGCAAGGACUACCGCAGCGAGUGCCACCUCAACAGGCACGCCUGCGACAAGCAAGAGAACCUUUUCAAGAAGUUUGACGGGCCUUGUGACCCUUGCAAGAGCACCCACAACGACAUGAACAGAGUUUGCCGGGUCAACCCUCGCACUCGGCGUGCUGAGCUCCUACUCCGGCCUGAGAGCUGCCCGCUGAAGCGGGAUCCAGUGUGUAGCGAUGAGGGGGUAACCUAUGACAACGACUGUGUCAUGCAGAGGUCGGGUGCCAUUCGGGGGAUCGAGAUCCAGAAAGUGCGGUCAGGACAGUGCCUGCUUCAGGACAAGUGCAAGGACGAGUGUCGCUUUAACGGCGUGUGCCUGAACCGCCGGGGGGCUGCCCGCUGCUCGUGCGAGCGUAUCGCUUGUGAUGGCUCCUACCGGCCUCUCUGCGGCAGGGACAGCCGGACCUAUGCCAACGACUGCGAGCGGCAGAAAGCUGAGUGCCAGCAGAGAGCCGCCAUCCCGGUCAAGCACCAGGGCCCUUGUGAUCUUGGCACGCCUAGCCCCUGCCUGAGUGUUGAGUGCACUUUCGGGGCUACCUGCGUGGUGAAGAACCAGGAAGCGGUGUGCGAAUGCCAGCAAGUGUGCCAGAGCAUCUACGACCCGGUCUGUGGCAGUGAUGGCCUCACCUAUGGCAACCCCUGUGAGCUCGAUGCCAUGGCUUGCGCCCUCCGGAAGGAGAUUAGGGUGAAACACAAGGGCCCUUGUGACCAUUGUGGGAAAUGUCAGUUUGGUGCCAUCUGCGAGGCAGAGACUGGGAGGUGCAUUUGCCCCACAGAGUGCGUCCCCUCUGCUCAGCCGGUCUGCGGCACGGACGGAAACACCUACGGAAACGAGUGCGAACUCCACGUGCGGGCCUGCACCCAGCAGACCAACAUCGAGGUGGCGGCACAAGGCAACUGCAAAACCUGUGGGACUACGACGUGCUCCUUUGGGGCCAUAUGUGUGGGUGGGCAGUGCAUCUGCCCACGCUGCGAGAAGCAACCUCUGGCCCGAGUGUGCGGGAGCAAUGGUGUCACCUAUGACAAUUCAUGCGAGCUGCGGGUGGCGGCUUGUCAGCAGAAAAAGGACAUUGAGAUAUCAAGGACGGGCCCUUGCGAGGAUGAAUGUGGGUCAGGAGGAUCUGGCUCUGGGGACUCCAAUGAGUGUGACCGGGACAGCUGCCGACAGUACGGCGGCUCAUGGGAUGAGGAUGUGGAAGAUGACCGCUGUGUGUGUGACUAUACCUGUGGAGCUGUGCCAAGGAAUCCAGUAUGUGGCUCUGAUGGUGUGACCUACGCUAAUGAGUGCGAACUCAAAAAGACACGCUGCGAAAAGCGACAGGAUAUCUAUGUGACGGGUCAGGGCGGCUGCCGAGGAACCACAAUCCUACCUCCUCCACUCCUCCACUGCAGCCAGACCGUUUAUGGAUGCUGCCCAGACAAUGUGACCUUGGCUCUUGGUGUCGGCUCUGCAGGCUGCCCCAGUACCUGUCACUGUAACCCCUACGGUUCCUAUGGAGGCAGUUGUGACCCUGCCACGGGGCAGUGCUCCUGCAAACCUGGCGUGGGGGGCCUAAAGUGCGACCGCUGCGAGCCAGGCUUCUGGAACUUCCGUGGCAUUGUCACCGACAGCAAGAGCGGCUGUACCCCUUGCCACUGUGAUCCCGUGGGCUCAGUGCGCGAUGACUGUGAGCAGAUGACAGGCUUGUGUUCCUGCAAAACCGGCAUCACCGGCAUGAAAUGCAACCAGUGUCCCAACGGAAGCAAGCUGGGAAUGUCUGGCUGUGAGAAAGACCCAUCUGCACCCUCGUCCUGCACUGAAAUGGUAUGUGAGUUUGGGGCGUCCUGCGUGGAAGCAAAUGGCUUUGCACACUGUGAGUGCCCAUCUCCACUCUGCACGGAGGCCAACAUGACCAAGGUCUGCGGCUCGGAUGGCGUGACCUAUGGUGACCAGUGCCAGCUGAGGACCAUCGCUUGCCGACAAGGGCAGGUCAUAGAGGUGAAGCACUUCGGCCAGUGCCAAGAAUCCAUCACUCAUGCCAGCCACACUACACCACCUGCAACCUUGGGAUCCCUUCUCCCUCCAACCCCUCAAGCCACCCCCCAGGUUCCUGAGCAGCCCAGGACGCCAGGCAGCUCACAGCACUUUGAAGUCAAGGCUUCCCCACAGAGCCACCCAGUCACACGACGGAUCAGCACCUCCCCUCGCCCAGCCACAACUGCUUGGACCACGCAUGGUGUCCGCCAGACCACAAUCCGACCUCUGUUGACUGCCCCGGUUGUCCCAGUCACCAGCCAGCCAGCUUACGUUGAGCCAGGCAGCGCAGAAGGCAGUGGGGACCCAGAAAUGGGCAUCAGUGGAGACCAAGAAGGCAGUGGGACAAGCUCCACCGGGGACGAGGAGAUGGAAGAAGCGAGGGUCACAAGCACCCCAGUUAUAGAGAGGGCCACAUGUUAUAACACCCCCUUGGGAUGCUGCUCUGAUGGCAAGACAGCUGCUGCUGAUGCAGAGGGAAGCAACUGUCCAGCAACAAAAGUGUUCCAGGGGGUUCUCAUCUUGGAAGAGGUGGAAGGCCAAGAGCUUUUCUACACACCAGAGAUGGCUGACCCCAAAUCAGAGCUCUUUGGAGAGACCGCCAGGAGCAUCGAAAGUGCGCUGGACGAACUUUUCCGCAACUCUGACGUCAAGAAGGAUUUCAAGAGCAUCCGGGUACGAGACCUGGGCCAGAGCAACGCCGUGCGUGUCAUUGUUGAGUCUCAUUUUGACCCAACCACCACCUACACAGCUGCCGACAUCCAGAGGGCCCUUCUGAAGCAGAUCAAAGCCUCCAAGAAGAAAACCAUCCUCGUGAAAAGGCCACAGCAGGAGAACAUCAAAUUCAUGGACUUUGACUGGAUCCCCCAGCUUUUCACCACCACUACCACCACCACCACGGCCAGCACCAUGGCACCGGCUGCCGCCACCACCCGCCACUUCACCACCACCGCUGUUCCCCGGGCCCUGUACCCAGGGAGGUCCAAUGGAAAAGCAACCGGGGCAGUCACCACCAAGAGACCAGUCACCACCGCACCAGCCACCACUGCCAGGAAGAAGCCCAUGCGCCUGACCCCAACCCCAAAGAAGCCGGCACGGCCCUGCGAUUCUCACCCCUGCCUGCAUGGCGGCACCUGUGAGGAUGAUGGGCGGGAAUUCACCUGCAGUUGCCCGGCUGGAAAAGGAGGGGCAGUUUGUGAAAAAUCGAUCAGGUAUUUCAUCCCCAGUUUUGGAGGAAAAUCCUACCUGGCCUUCAAAAUGAUGAAGGCAUACCACACCGUGCGCAUUGCCAUGGAGUUCCGGGCUUCCGACCUCAGUGGGCUGCUCUUGUACAACGGGCAGAACCGCGGCAAGGAUUUCAUCUCCCUGGCGCUGGUUAACGGCUUUGUGGAGCUCAGGUUCAACACGGGCUCUGGGACGGGCAUCAUCACCAGCAGAGUGCCUGUCGAGCCUGGCAGAUGGCACCAGCUGGUUGUCAACCGCAAUCGAAGGAAUGGCAUGCUCUCUGUGGACGGGGAGCCACAUGCCAACGGUGAGAGCCCCAGCGGCACGGAUGGGCUGAAUCUCGACACAGAUCUCUUUGUUGGAGGAGCUCCUGAAGAUCAAAUAGCAGCGGUGGCAGAGCGCACAUCAGUCACAACUGGCCUGAAGGGCUGCAUCCGCCUGCUGGACGUCAACAACCAGAUGUACGACCUGAGGGAGAAGGGCAGCGACGUGCUGUACGGCAGCGGAGUGGGCGAGUGUGGCAACAACCCCUGCCACCCCAACCCCUGCCACCACGGCGGCCUCUGCCACGUCAAAGAGGCAGAGAUGUUCCACUGCGAGUGUCUCAACGGUUACACAGGGCCAACCUGUGCUGAUGAGAGGAACCCCUGUGACCCCAAUCCAUGCCACAUCUCUGCCACCUGCUUGGUGCUGCCAGAAGGGGGCGCCAAGUGUGAAUGCCCCAUGGGGCGGGAGGGAGAGUUCUGUCAGACAGUCACAGAGCUAGACCAGACAGUUCCCUUCCUGCCAGAAUUUAAUGGGUUCUCCUACCUAGAGCUGAACGGUCUCCAAGCCUUCGUGCCAGAGCUGCAGGACAAGAUGGCCAUGGAAGUCGUGUUCCUAGCGAAGAACCCAAGUGGCAUGAUCUUCUACAAUGGGCAGAAGACAGACGGCAAAGGGGAUUUCAUCUCCCUGGCUCUUCAUGACGGCUACCUGGAAUAUAGAUACGACCUGGGCAAAGGAGCAGCUGUAAUCAAGAGCAAGGAACCAAUCCCAUUAAACACCUGGAUCAGUGUAUCACUAGAGAGGAACGCACGCAAAGGGGUGAUGAGGAUCAAUAAUGGCGAACGGAUCAUGGGAGAAUCUCCGCUUCCUCACACCUCCCUUAACCUGAAAGAACCCCUCUACGUUGGGGGAGCACCCGACUUCAGCAAGCUCGCCCGUGCUGCGGCUAUUUCCACCAGUUUUGAUGGAGCCAUCCAGAGGAUUUCUAUAAAAGGCGUCCCAAUUCUGAAGGAAGAGAACAUCCGUGGUGCCGUCGAGAUCUCUUCCUUCCGCUCCCAUCCAUGCAUCCAGAAGCCCAGCCCUUGCCAGAAUGGGGGGAUGUGCAUUCCUCGCAUGGAAAGCUAUGAGUGCACAUGCCAGAGGGGCUCCUUCGGGGUGCACUGCGAGAAAGUCAUCACUGAGAAGGCAGCAGGAGAUGCGGAGGCCAUUGCUUUCGAUGGCAGGACGUACAUAGAAUACCACAAUGCUGUGACCAAAAGUGAGAAGGCCUUGCAGUCGAACCACUUUGAGCUGAGCAUCAAGACCGAAGCCACGCAAGGCCUCAUCCUCUGGAGCGGGAAAGGGCUGGAGCGUUCAGAUUACAUUGCUUUGGCCAUUGUGGACGGCCGCGUGCAGAUGACCUAUGACCUUGGCUCCAAGCCUAUGGUCCUGCGUUCCACUGUCCCAGUCAACACGAACCAGUGGAUCCAAAUCAAAGCAUACAGAGUGCAUCGAGAUGGGUCCUUGCAGGUCGGCAACGAGGCCCCCAUCACAGGCUCCUCGCCUCUCGGAGCAACUCAGCUGGACACAGACGGCGCUCUUUGGCUGGGAGGACUAGAGAAGCUCAGCGUGGCCCACAAACUCCCCAAAGCCUACAGCACUGGCUACGUCGGCUGCAUAAGAGACGUCACUGUCGACCGUCAAGAACUGCACUUGGUGGAGGACGCUUUAAACAACCCCACCAUAUUACACUGCUCAGCCAAAUAAUAUGGCCUGCGGCCCUCCCUCCCUCUCUCCUCCCUUCCCUCUCCCCCCUCCCUUCCUUCUCCCCAUACCCCCUCAUCCUUCUGGCUAUUGCUGUAAUUAUUUUCUAUUUUUGUAAACUUAUUGCUUUUUAUAUUUUUGUGGGGGAAGGGAGGGGGGAAAGCGAGGAGGCAGAGAAGAAGAAGAAGAAGAAGAAGAAGAAGAAGAAGAAGAAGAAGAAGAAGAAGAAGAAGAAGAAGAAGAAGAAGAAGAAGAAGAAGAAGAAGAAGAAGAAGAAGAAGAAGAAGAAGAAGAAGAAGAAGAAGAAGAAGAAGAAGAAGAAGAAGAAACUUUGGGAUGGGGGGAGUCAUUUUUGGUUACUUUUUGGUGCACUGUUCUCUCUCAUCCAAGCUGGUUGGACUCUUGAGCAGGAGCCAGGCCUCCCUGUAGGGUGGUUGUUGUUGUUUUUAAUUAUUAUUAUUUAGAAAAAGAAGAAGAAACCCUUCCAGGCAAUGACCAAGGAGCAAACACGCUCCCACCUUCUCUAUCCCGCCUUCAGGCGUCAUCCUCUGCUGUAAAUGCCGUACAUACUUGAAACUUUUUCUUUAAAAACAAACAAACAUCGGUUUUGGGAGUUAACACUCAGACAAGGAGAAAAUCAUGACAAUUCCUCCCUGACCCCAGGCAACAAACUGAAGCCCUCACAGGAGCAGAAACCAGAAGUCCUCUUUCCUAACAGCUUUGAACAAAAGAAGCAACAGCCGGGUGGACAAUUGGAGGGAGGGGCAAGCAAGGGGGCAUGUGGGGAAGGCCGCUAGGUGGGUGGGUGGGGGGAAACGGGGUGCCUGCUGACGAGGUCCAAGGAAGUUGGAACAAAAAACCUUCAAACCAAGGCACCCACCUGCUGGUCUUUGCCUUGUCUUUAGUCUUAAAAGAGGUUUGCUAUUAUCUUCUUGUAACCACAAAUAGGGUGGACAAAAGGUUGGAACGCUCUCUCGCUCUCAUGCUCUCAUUUUUUCUUUCAAUGUACUUCCAAUGCAUAUAAAUGAACUUGGGGGGGGGCAGGAUUCUCCUCUCUCCUGCAAGAAUGUCUGGAGGUAUGAUCUUGCAUUAGGGGGCCAGAGAGAUUAGAGAGGAGACAGGGGAUGGCAGCACUCCUGGGCAGCACCCAAGUCCUCCCAAUGGCUGGAAGGUGACUUCUUCUUGAGUUUCCCAAUCCAUUCUUUGUUGACCACUGAGAAGAGCGGCAGUCUUCUUUUGCUUAUACUUCAUUAGCUCACAUUGGGUCCUCUCUCCCACCCCAAAAAGAUUCUGGAACUGAUAACUCUGUGGGUGCUUUAACACUCUAGUGAAGGGGGGGGAGACCACUAUGGCUCUUCAGAUGUGGUUGGAUAACAGCUCCCAUCUUCCCUGGCCAUUGGCCACACCAAUGGGGAAUGAUGGGAGCUGGGGGUUCCAACAUCUGGAGGGCCACAGGUCCCUCCCUUCUUGAAAGGACCCCCAUUGAAAAGGCUAUAGACAGGAGACAGGAUGAUAGCCUGUCUCCAUGUGCUCUAUAACACCAAGACUUGUGUGGAGGCAUAAAUAUCUGCUUUUGGGGUCCCCUCCCCUAAAAUCCCACUAUCUCCUCUUCAGAGCUGGGAGCAAAAGGCAAAGCCUAGGGAUUUGUUCUGAGUUCCAGAACUACAUUGAGCUCACAGCCCUUUCAACACACAAGAAGUCCGCUUUCUGCAAUUUAGAAGCCUAACCUUGGUGGGGAAAACUUUGAUGUUUACCUUGUUAAAAAAAAAAAAGGGAGUCAGAAAGCCUCGCCAUUCUGCUGCCCUGAUCGCCUCAUAGAU